Molecule: messenger RNA, 1803 nt
Organism: Ceraceosorus guamensis
Lineage: Eukaryota; Fungi; Basidiomycota; Exobasidiomycetes; Ceraceosorales; Ceraceosoraceae
Exons: 2
Coding region: 1-1803 (600 amino acids)
Biological process (GO): transmembrane transport; carbohydrate transport
Cellular component (GO): membrane
Molecular function (GO): carbohydrate:proton symporter activity
Source: RefSeq, a predicted model, not a curated record
AUGUCCUUCUCCUCAGCAAGACAUCGAGCUCCUUCGCGAGUCAAUCAGGCUCAUCCUCCCCGCAAUCCUCCCGAAGAGUACUCCGACUCCAUCGCUCUCACUCCCCUCAACAUCUCCGCAACCCGCAAUCCUCGGCCCUUGCCACACACGUUGAUCAUGUCGAACAAAUCACAAUCUCUCCACGAGAAAGAUUCUCUCCCUCAGCUCACCAUGAGUGACGAAGCAACACCCGUUUCGCCCACCGGCAGCGCUUACAGGUCCGCUGGCCGCGCAAGUGGAUGGAAUUGGAUGAUGGCCUACUCGUGCUUGGUCGUCGCUCUUUCAGGCUGGAUGUUCGGCGUCGAAAACUCCAUCAUUGGCCCCAUUGCAUCGAUGACCGCUUUCGUUGAAGAGUACCAAGGCGUCAAUCCCACGACUGGUGAACUCGUCCUCACCGCUCGCAAUCAGUCGAUGCUCUUCAGUAUUCCCCUAGUCGGCACCGUCUUUGGCGCUUUGUUGGCAGUGCCACUGCAGAAGAGAUUCGGCCGCAAGUGGACUCUAGUCGGUGCAUACAUUUUCUCUCUCCCUGCCGUCUUCCUCCAACUAUUUGCGCCCAACCUCGCUGGCUUCAUUGGUGGUCGCUUCUACAAUGGUCUCGCGUACGGUGCCGCCACCAGUAUCGCGCCUGGCUAUUUGGCUGAGCUCGUCGUCCCGUCCAUCCGUGGUCGAGCAGUGACACUCAACAACUUCUGCACCAUUCUCGCCCAAGUCAUAUCCGUCAUCAUCUGCUGGGCUAGUGAGCGCGCUUACCGUGGCGAGCACAUGUCCUACCGCGCACCACUCGCCGUUCAAGUUUGCUUGCCCGGAGUAUUGGCGCUCCUCACCUGCUUCUGCGUCGAGUCACCCGUUGUGCUCAUUCAACAGAACCGCAAGGAAGAGGGCAAGGCUGCUUUGCGCAAGAUCAGAAGUUACAGUGACGCUGAAGUGCAAGCCGAAUUCGAGAUCCUGUGCGACGCAGAAGACUAUGUCAGAGACAUUGCAGCCAACACUUCCUUCUUCGACAUCUUCAAGGGCAACAACAAAUGGCGUACCAUCGUCGCCGGCUCCCUCUUCUCCCUCAAUCAGAUCUCCGGUAUCAUCAUGUCCACCACUUACGCCACGCUCUUCUUGACUCAACUCGGCGCCGGAGACCCAUUCGUGCUCACCGUCGUCUCAGCCGUCUGUCAACUUGCUGGUGCCGCCGCAGGACCCUUCGCUCUCGACUUCUUUGGUCGUCGUUCGCUCAUCCUCACAGGCUUUGUCAUUCUCAUCAUGAUCGACUUUACCGCUGGUGGUCUUGCGUUCUUCCAAGACAAUGCAUCGUCGCUCAAGACCAUCGCAGCUUUGUCCUUCAUCUUCAACUUCGUCUGGACAGGAUCCUUCUACCCAUGCAGUCUGCUCAUGCCCGCCGAAAUUCCCACGCAGCGUCUUCGUGGCCCCACGCUCGCGUACGCCAUCGGAUGGGGACAGCUCACCGCCGUCAUCACCACGCUGGCAGUGCCCGAGAUCACUGCUGCCGAUGGUCACAACCUGGGAGCCAAGGCGUACAUCAUGUUCGGUGGCUUCAUGGUCGCCAUUCUCGUCUUUGGUAUCUUCUGCUUGCCCGAGACCAAGGGAAGGACACCCAACGAGAUCGACGAGAUGGCCGACACUCUCGGCAUGGCUCGCGCUUGGCAAUGGAAGAAUUACGAGUGCAAGACUCGCGCAGUCCAAGGUGCUACGCUCGCAGCCAUGGAAGAGGAGAGGAGGGAAACUGGACAAGCAGCAAAGGAUUCUUCUGCAUAG